Molecule: messenger RNA, 1605 nt
Organism: Meira miltonrushii
Lineage: Eukaryota; Fungi; Basidiomycota; Exobasidiomycetes; Exobasidiales; Brachybasidiaceae
Product: general substrate transporter
Exons: 1
Coding region: 1-1605 (534 amino acids)
Biological process (GO): transmembrane transport
Cellular component (GO): membrane
Molecular function (GO): myo-inositol:proton symporter activity
Source: RefSeq, a predicted model, not a curated record
AUGAAUCAAAGUAAUGAUGAAUUGGCGGAUUUGGCUGCUGGAGGUGGUUAUACGCCUUAUCUGGGUAGAUUAACAGCGGUUGCAUGUUUGUUAGGCUUACAAUUCGGUUGGGAUACAGGAAUCGCGGCUGGAAUGUUAGUUGCAAUAAGAGAUGAUCUUGGUCAUCCUCUUUCGGCAGGCGAACAAGAAGUGAUUGUAAGUUCGACUACCGUAGGCGCAAUCUUUGGAGCUUUAUGUGCUGGAAGGUUGAGUGAUUGGAUCGGUAGGAAAAAGGUUAUGGUCAUUGCUGGCGUUCUGUUUGCUAUUGGAUCGAUCGAACAAGCCGCAAGUCAAGUGGUACGUGAACUGGUCCUGGGAAGAUUUCUUGUUGGAGGUGGCGUUGGUAUGGCAUCAAUGAUCGUUCCUACCUACUUGGCAGAAUGUGCUCCACCUUCGAUACGAGGUAGAAUCAUUGCUAUUAACUCGAUUCUUAUCACCGGUGGUCAAGUGAUUGCUUAUUCCGUAGAUGCUGCCUUUUACUCUUUACCACACGGAUGGCGAUGGAUGGUAUUGGCUGGAGGCAUACCUGCAAUCAUUCAAUUGAUCGGACUAUUCUAUCUCGAUGAAUCUCCACGAUGGUUAAUUUCAAAAGGGAAACAUGUAAGAGCAAGACACGUUCUCACACGCAUUUAUCCACUUGCCAGCAAUCAAGCGAUUGAUCUGCACAUCACCAAGAUUGAAGAGAGCCUCAACCAAAGAUCCACUGUAUCGCAAGAUCGUAAUGUGCAAUCUGAUACAAGCAAAUCAAACGAUUUCCAAGCACAAUGGAAAUUGCUUUGGAGCGAAAAGUCGAACCGUAAAGCAUUAUUUCUUGCGUGUGGACUGCAAGCUGGGCAGCAAUUGAUCGGUGCGAAUUCGAUCUUGUACUACUCAUCACGAUUGCUUCUCAUGGCUGGCUUUAAUGCCAAUCCGAAUUUUGCAGCAAUUUGGGUAGCCUUGGCAAAUUUCAUCGGAACGGUGAUCGCACUUCGACUCGUUGAUAGUAUUGGCAGGAGAAAGCUUUUGCUCAGAGCGACAGCGGCAGCUACAGUCUCUUUGGCGUUCCUGGCCAUUUCUCUUGGUCAGAUCGAUACUGGAAGUGUGACAGAUCAGGCCGGUACACCCCCGCCAACGGCAAACCCAAGCGCUUGGGCUUAUAUCUCUCUGAUUGCGAUGGUGUUUUUCCUAUUCUUUUAUGCUCUCGGAAUCGGAAUCGUUCCUUGGCUUGUUCAAAGUGAGAUCUUUUCUGGUUCUGCUCGAGGCGUUGGAGGUGGACUUGCAACGGCGACGAAUUGGUCUAUGAAUUUGUUGACAAGUGCAACUUUCUUGGACCUCGUCAGGCUCAUCACACCGCAAGGAUCUUUUUGGCUUUACACAGUCGUUGGUGCUUUGACAUGGACGUUUGCUUAUACUUAUCUUCCGGAAUUGAAAGGCAUCUCUAUCAACGAUGUACAAGCUGCUCUAGACAGUGAUGACCCUUUCCGUUCUCAGGAUGGCGCCCGAGGUGACUAUGCUGCACUGAAUCGACAAGAUGAUAGGGACGAGGAAGACGAUGCUUUUGACGGUCGCGAGGACACAUCGCUAUAA